CCCUCCCUCCCCUCUCCUUUUGGAGCGCGAAAAGGCAUCGCCCCAUCAUGUCGGCCGCUCCCCGCCUCCGCAUCGGUCGCAAGGACCUCACAUUCAACGAGGCAGACAGGCUGGGUGAGCUCGAGACCUUCGCGCACCACACCGUCAGGGGAAUGCGUGUGUGUGGCACUGUGGGUGUGUUCAGGGAGGGGGGGCUUCGGAACGGUCUUCAAGGGCAUGUGGAAAGGUCAGCCUGUGGCUGUCAAGGUGGUCGACGAGGACAUCAGACAAGAAAUCGACAGAGAUGUGGGCAAAGCGAUACCUCCCGAAUGAAUGACGACUGUUACGAGUGUCUUUUGCUCAUGCAGGACCUCUACGACGAGGUCUUGAAGGAGGUGGAGCCGAUGCUGCACGUCAAACACCCCUAUGUCAUCAAGUUCCUGGGCAUCUGCACCGACAAAACAUAUGGGCCCAUGAUCAUCACAGGUGAACUCUGCUGUCUGCUCGUCGCGCCCACUUGCCUGCGGAUUGUUUUCAUGUGUCUCAGAGUUGUGUGAAGGGGGCUCGCUGCAGUCGUAUCUCGAGAGUGGGGAGCCCCUGUCAGCCGACCUCCGCGCCAAGUUCACCAAACAGGUGAGAAACAAAUUAGGGCAGUAAGCCGAAUCAUCAUACCGGCUCUUUGCUCCCUGACAGAUUUGUGAAGCCAUGCAAGCUUUUCACGACCAUGGCGUUGUGCAUAGAGACCUAAAACCUGGCAACAUACUCGUAAGCUGCACGCUGAGCCGUGCAUUGUCCAUUUGCUGUUUGUUUAUGCUGCAGGUGACCAAACUAUUUGACCUGAAAAUCACAGACUUCGGUCUCGUCAUUGACCUCAGCAAGACACUGUCGACGGCACAAGGCGGUAAAGAGACGCAUACAGAAAGAGACUCCGAUUCAAAUACACAUCACACGUCUAUGUGCAGGGGCUGGCACAUUUUUGUACAUGGCCCCUGAGGCACUCGAUUCGAAUGGUGAAGUCAAUCCAGCACCAAAUAAUGUUGUGUUCAUGCAUGGCUUGUGUGGCAGCCAAGGGGUUGACGACAGCGGCGGACAUCUGGGCCGUCGGGGCGAUCAUCCUGCAGCUGCACGGCGUCUCAGUGCAGGUUCUGUUUAAGUGCCUCGUCAGAUUGCGGAAGGUCCACCGAAGCGAACCCAAGACAGAAAGAUAGAGUGCUAUAGCUGGAGCCAUUGUCACUGCCUUUAAUAUAUGCAGGCACCCGACAUUCCCGACUCCAUCCCUCCACAGGCCAGAGACAUCAUCAAAGUAAGCGGACUGCUGUUUUCACAUCGAUUGCCGUACUUCGGAAAGGCCCUUGUUUUUCUCUGCGUGAAAUGGAUGAUUCAUCAGAAAUGCUUUGCCGAGAAGCCCGCCGAUCGGCCCACAGCCAAACAAGUCACAUACAAGCGAUCCGACACGGCAAAUUGAGGGUGCUGAUACGUCUGUCGCUUCUUGUUCACAGAUUCUCGAGAAGCUGGGGGUCUCGUACGUGCCCUCAACUCAACAGGGGGCUGCUCCGCAUACUCGGAAGGGCCCAAUGGGGUGGCUGUUAGGAAGCUUCAAACGACAAGGUGCGUCUACACAUGCUUAAGCUGCACACGAUCGAUCGCAUACGUGUUUGUCAUUUUGUCUCGUUCUGGCCUCCAGCGGCUGUUUCGCAUUCUCCGACAAGUGCAUCGUCCACCAAUGUGUCUGCCGUCGGGCACUCGUCCAGUGUGCACAUGAGCACGGCCAACACCACAACGGGGCCGCCCAGCAGUGUGGCCAAGACCUCUCAGCCGCCCCCACAGCACAUUGGUCGGGGAGACACACACACACAGAGGGAGCCACACCUUUCGAUGCUCUGUCGGUGUCGUGCAGCGCCUCCCGCCCAGCAGCCGUAUGUGAAGACACCGGAGAGCGCCCCACCGCCGCAGAUCAAACACGUCAGGGAGACAGCAGCUUGAAUCCCACACGUCAAUGGGCCGCUGGUAUUGUGCUGGCUGUGGGCAGACUGACAUCUUCGAAGCCGUCAAUGCCGCCGAUCCGCAGUCCGACAAAGACACCCACACCCACCCAUUGGCACUCGUGCGCGUGUGUGUGUGGUGUGUGUCAGGAAUGUUCGUUUGCUCAUCGCGAGGGACGGCAAGGGCAUACUCGACAAACGAGACAACAACGGGGUAUGCAACCAUGAAGGCGACAGAGAUUCCCUCAGUGGUCUGUCUGUGUGUUCUCGUUCAUGCAGUGGACACCCUUCAUCAAGGCUGCAACAAAGGGUCACGUGGGCGUCAUGUCGGUUAUCUAUGAGAGCAAACCUGACGUACUGCAGCAAACAGACGAGGUACCUUGUGUGCUGCUGGAUGAGCAGAAAAUGUGUCUUGGCCGUGCCGAAUGCAGACGUAUGGAUCGAAUGCCAUGCACAAGGCUGCCCUGUAUGGCCAUGUUGCGGCUGUCAAUCAGCUGAUGGCGUGGGAUGCCAAACUGCUCGAUGCACGCGGUGGCGCGGUAAGAGACUUCACACAUGUCUCUGACGCCUCACUGUGUCACUUGCGUGUGUGUGUUGAUUGCAGGAUGGCAAGACGCCAUUCAUAAUGGCGGUUUGCAACAAGGGUCACGUCGAUGUGAUGAAGUUUCUGUAUGCCAAACGAAAGGACCUGCUUACACAGACGGACAAUGUGAGACAACACAGUCUUCUCUCACUGAUUGAUUGCCUUCUUCCUGUGUGCAUGACACACACAGAACGGAGACACGGCACUCCAUUGGGCUGCAUUCUGGGGCAAAUCUGCGGCUGUGUCUCAGCUGUGAGCGACACAGAUGACUGACUGACGCGAACAUCUCAUCCACACUCUCUCUCUCUCUCUCUGUGUCAUUCUCAAAGGCUUGAGUGGGGCGGCGGUGCGCUGCUGGACAUCAAAGGCAAUUACGUGAGUGCACACAGACAUUCCCACCAUCGAUGGGCUGAGUGGUGUGCUCAUCUCAUCUCAUGACCAACAGGGGAAGACGCCGUGGGACGAUGCAAAGGACAAGCCGGAGAUCAGAGAGAUCAUGCAGAAGUACAAGCGGUACGCAGCGUUCCCUACCCAGCAGCCGUCAGCGAAGACACCGCCGAGCGCCCCACAGCCGCAGAUCAAACACGUAAGGGAGACGGCAGAUGAACCCCACACGUCAAUUGGCCGCUGUUCUUGUGCUGGUUGUGUGGCAGACGGACAUCUUUGAGGCCGCCAAGUUCGGCGAUUUGCAGUCCGUCCGUUUGUUCAUCGAGCGAGACGGCAAGAACAUUCUCGACAAACGAGACGGCGGGGUAUGCAAUCGUGAAGCCGACAGAAAUGCCCUCGGUGGUCUGUCUGUGUGCUCUCAUUUCUGCAGUUCACGCCCUUCCUGUAGGCUGCAGCAAAAGGUCACGUGGGCGUCAUGUCGGUGAUGUAUGAGAGCAAACCCGACGUACUGCAGCAAACAG
Molecule: messenger RNA, 3452 nt
Organism: Vitrella brassicaformis
Lineage: Eukaryota; Vitrellaceae
Source: the annotation of a GenBank genome assembly